UUCAUCAUUUCAAUCAAUUUUAUUAUAUCAUAUAGCUUCCUUUUGUAUUAAGUGGGCAAAUAUUGGUGGAAAUUCAUGAAGCGUUUAAUCCAAUCUUGUUAUAAACCCAUAAAAUGAUUGUCCCCAUAUCGAAUUACAUCCACGAGCUUUUAUUAAAGUGAUUUUGCUUAUUCCUUUCGAGUUCAACUUUGAUCGUCGCAAGAAACACUCCAAAAAUGAUUGAUUUUGAAGCUGCUUGUUUAUCACAAAAUAUUUCAGAGUUUUUAACGGGUGGAGCUUUUUGCGACCCAGUUUUUGAUGGGUUCUUGUGUUGGCCAGCUACGAAAGAAGGCCAAUUAGCUUCACAGGAAUGCCCAUCAGCAAAAAGCAAGAAAAACGCAACUAAAUUCUGUACCUCAUCUGGAUAUUGGAAAGGAACGAAUUACACUCAAUGUUGGGUCUAUUACGACGCUUCGAGUUAUGCCGUUGAGUUUUCAAAGAACGAAAAUGAAUCUCCCGAUUAUAAAUGGUGGUCGAUUAUGAAAAAUAUUUCUCAUAUUGGUUAUUGGUGCUCUUUAAUUGUUUUGGUCGUUUCAAUGUUAAUCUUUCUCACUAUGAGGAGAUUAUAUUGCGCUAGAAAUCGCCUUCACAUGCACCUUUUCGCCUCGUUUAUUUUAAGAACAACCAUGUUUUUGUUAAAAGGAUUUUUAUUUUUUGAAAACGUCGCAUUUUAUUCCGAUAUUAUUUAUAUCCCUGGGAAGGGGUACUUUAUACGCGAUCAAUUUAAUUGGGUUUGUAAGUUAUUCAUCAGCAUUUGGAAUUACUCUAUUUUAGCUAAUUAUAUGUUAAUUUUAAUGGAAGGGGUGUAUUUACACAAUUUAAUGUAUUCAAAGCUUUUUUCCGAUAAUAAUAGGAUCACUUUUUAUUACUGCUUUGGAUGGGGUGUGCCGUUUAUAUUUUUAAUCCCUUGGGUGAUUUUAAGGGCUCAAUUGGAUAAUUUGAUGUGUUGGACCAUGUCAACUAACUCAACCAUCUCGAUGUUGGUUCAAAAACCUUUGGAGAUUGCAGUUAUAAUAAAUUUCAUUUUAUUCAUCAUGAUUGUUAAAGUUUUAUGUACAAAAGUAAACUCAAUGAAUUUACAGCAAAGAAAAAAUAAAUACAGUCGCUUAAUUCGAUCAACUUUAACAUUACUAUUACUUUUUGGUGUUCCUUACGUUAUAUUCAUCGUAGUUUAUUUUUGUGAGAACGAAACUUUGUUGUACAUCUGGUUAUUUUACGACCAAGUUUUCACAGCGUUUCAAGGUUUCUUCGUUUCAUUACUUUAUUGCUUAUUAAACAAGGAAGUCCAAACAGAAAUUAAAAAUAAAUACGAAAUCUUAAAAAUCAAGCACAAAUUUCCACGAAGAUCAAGAAAUUCAUCGCACGAUGAUGCAACCAGGGAAUCUUUUGAGUCGAGGAUUAAAAAUUGGUUUAGUUCCACCGAGUUUUAAUUAAUUUGUAUCAUUUA
Messenger RNA from Onthophagus taurus, 1486 nucleotides. Its product is annotated as parathyroid hormone/parathyroid hormone-related peptide receptor. Gene Ontology annotation, biological process: adenylate cyclase-modulating G protein-coupled receptor signaling pathway; cell surface receptor signaling pathway. Lineage: Eukaryota; Metazoa; Arthropoda; Insecta; Coleoptera; Scarabaeidae. Gene Ontology annotation, cellular component: plasma membrane. The record is from RefSeq and is a predicted model, not a curated record. Gene Ontology annotation, molecular function: peptide hormone binding; G protein-coupled peptide receptor activity.